This is a messenger RNA of Melampsora larici-populina 98AG31, 1605 nucleotides long. RefSeq lists its product as uncharacterized. NCBI's taxonomy places the organism in Eukaryota, Fungi, Basidiomycota, Pucciniomycetes, Pucciniales, Melampsoraceae. The record is from RefSeq and is a predicted model, not a curated record. The transcript has a single exon. Gene Ontology annotation, biological process: RNA processing. The coding region runs from base 1 to 1605 and encodes 534 amino acids. Gene Ontology annotation, molecular function: ribonuclease III activity.
AUGUCUACUCAACAAGGCUCCACAUUGGCCCAUGUUGACAUAGACUCAAACCCUAUCUUCGGAACCUCGACCUCACAAGACUUGUGGAAAGUGAAUGAGGUCUGGUUACACCGCGUAAUCUUUGGAACCGGAAAGGAAGCCUAUUCACUAGGACUCAUUUCUCGACAGCCGCUGAUCUUGAUGCAGUCCAAAAAAAUUAAGCUGAAAGCUAAAAAUGAAGAUGUUUCAUUUGUUAUCAAAGCGGCAGGGAAAUUGGCGCUUGAAGAUCAGAAGAAUAUCAAGCUCUUGGAUCGUUUUUGUCGGUUCUUGUUGCAUUUAGAUGAAACCCGCAAAUCAUCUGAACCCGACAGAUUUCUAAUUCCUAUUGUUAAAAAUAAGAUUGAUUGGAAAAGAGUCGAGGAUCCCUUCAAAGGGAUUUCCAUGGUACGGAAUGGAUUUACAACUCUAGAGAAGAUUUAUGAGCAAGAUGAAGGUUCAAAGUUGGAAUCGAUGAUCAACCGUUUUGCCCUCACGAAAUCAUUUUCCACUGGAUUUUCCAAUUCAAACUCAAGAGGAAAUCGAAUUUCGAAUAUAAUUCCUUCAGAUUCAGGUUCAAAGACCAAAGAUCAAACUUUUCUUCCCUUUGAAUUUUGGAGUAUUUCAGAUCGUAUAACUUCAGUUAUUUUAAAGAUUCCACGUAUUGAAUUCAAACCUGAUUUACAAGGAUUACCUUUUCAGAUUAAGGAAUGGGAGAAAAUCAGAAAAAAGUCAAUUAGACAAGGAUCAACUAGUCAACUAAAUAUUCAACUAAAGAACAUUGGUGAUAGUUUUACCAAAAGGGUUAUGUCGGUCAAACUAUUUCUUUCUGGAAAAUCGGUAGAAAAUCUCGAAUAUCUACGGAACCAGGAACUAAUGCCUGAAAACCUUUGUAGAUUACAAAAUGCUUUUCUCGAGUGUCAAUUCAUUGAAAGAAGAUAUAAAAAAAUUCCUUAUCUUUUAGGAGCUUGUUAUUUUUAUGAAGCCAAUCAACACUCCGCUAUGGUUUUGGGUCAGAACGUCGGUCUUUCUUAUAUGGAGAUAUUGGAAGAAGAUGAUGGACUGAAAUCUAGAGAAUCUCCUCAAAUCAAAACUGACAAUGACCUCACUGAUGCUGAAAAAGAAUUAGAAGCCAAGUUAAAAUAUAAAUUUAAUGAUAUCAACUUAUUAAGAAACGCACUCUCACGGAAAAAUCUGCGUGAAAACAGAAGACUUAAAUGGCUAGGGGAAGCUAUUUUAGAUGAUUGGACUACAUACGCUCUAAAGGAUGUUCUAGUGAAAUCCCCAAGACGGCGUCCGCUUCAUGCUUUGGCCUACAUGCAUUGGAAUGCGACUUUGUCGACAUGGGCAAGAAGAUGGCUUCAGCCUAUCAAGGGACUUGUUGAAAGUAAAAUUUUCGAAGUUAAUAAGGAUGGCAGAGCUCUAACCAAAACACAGGCUGACUUGGUACUUGUAUUGAUAGCUGUGAUGUGUAUUGAUUGUAAAGGUGAUUUCUAUCCUGAUUCUACUCUUGAUGUAGUAAUCCGUGGUAUGUUUCUAGAAGAAGUCAAAAAUAUCAAAAGUGAAUAUGGCUUACAAUCCUUUACAUGA